CACUUCCUGUUCAGGACAGUCUGGAGAUGCACAAACGACAAUGCAAGUUUAAUUAAUGUUUUAUCGACGUAGAUAUGGAGAAGAAAAUUGCAGUUCGAUCUCAAGAUCCUGGUCAAAGACGAGUCUUGGACUGUGCAACGCGACAGCGACGUUUAAACCGCCAACUCGAGGCUUUGGAAAAGGAUAACUUCCAGGAUGAUCCACACGCUAGUCUUCCGCAGCUUGUCAAGCGGCUACCACAAUUCGAUGAAAACGACGAGUCUGCAGGCAAACGGAGGAGGAAAACAAGAGGAGAUCAUUUCAAACAGAGGUUCCGUAAGAACUUUCAGGCAUUACUGGAGGAGGAGGAUUUGAGCGAAACCGACGGACCGAACUACCUGACUGCCUGCGCCGAGCCCUCGUCGCUGCCCCAGCGGAAUUUCUGCGCCAUUUGUGGGUUUCCCUCUCAUUACACUUGCGUGUCUUGUGGUGCUCGGUACUGCUGUGUACGCUGCCUUUCUACACACCAAGAGACAAGAUGCUUGAAGUGGACCGUGUGAUUGAGUUGUUCAGCGCCUGCAAAGACUUGUGAUUCAAAGAACUUGUAUUUGGGAACAGAGGUUAACCUCACUGCAGUCAAGCAUUCAUAUUUCGAGAACAUGCAUGCAUUGCAUUCAUGAAUUUCGAGAACAGCAUCCUCAUUUCUACAGGUCACAGAUGGUAAAUUGUUGGAGUUGCGUGUUUUACCAUUUGGAAAUGGAUUAAGUGGCCUACACAGGAAAGGCACGAGUUUGGUUCUGCCAUGUUUUAUUUCCACUAGCCUCUCUUUUGUUUUCAUUAUCAAUUCAAGCGCUGUCCUGUUUAUUAAAAUGUUGAAAUCUUUCGAAA
Messenger RNA from Engraulis encrasicolus (European anchovy), 867 nucleotides. It is a transcript of the gene znhit1, whose product is annotated as zinc finger, HIT-type containing 1. Gene Ontology annotation, molecular function: nucleosome binding. Gene Ontology annotation, cellular component: Swr1 complex. Lineage: Eukaryota; Metazoa; Chordata; Actinopteri; Clupeiformes; Engraulidae. The transcript has a single exon. Gene Ontology annotation, biological process: chromatin remodeling. The record is from RefSeq and is a predicted model, not a curated record. Bases 75 to 539 code for a protein of 154 amino acids.